Messenger RNA from Megalobrama amblycephala (Wuchang bream), 2544 nucleotides. It is a transcript of the gene tmem209, whose product is annotated as transmembrane protein 209. Bases 169 to 1827 code for a protein of 552 amino acids. The transcript has 15 exons. Gene Ontology annotation, cellular component: membrane. The record is from RefSeq and is a predicted model, not a curated record. NCBI's taxonomy places the organism in Eukaryota, Metazoa, Chordata, Actinopteri, Cypriniformes, Xenocyprididae.
AACAGCCUGAAGUUAAUUUUCUCAGUUGACGUACACUGAGAGACUUUUAUUUUGAAACGUAAUUCAAAUGUCAUUUAUUUGCUGCUGCGUUCACUCUCCGCUUUACCGCGUUAAUGCAGGACUGAUGCAGAGGAAAGCUUAUGGUGUAGUGGAGGAUCUAGUGCAGUUAUGACCCCAUCAAAGGAAGGCAUGACCUCCCUCAUCGACAAGACCAUAAAGCUGAGGAGGGAGGAACAGGCACGGCAGGUUGUCCUGGCAUGGGCCGUGCUGAAUAUGUCUCUAGCUGGGAUGAUCUAUACUGAGAUGUCUGGAAAGCUUCUUAGCAGAUACUACAACAUAACCUACUGGCCCAUCUGGUAUAUCGAACUUGCCCUGGCUUCCCUGUUCAGUCUCAAUGCCCUUUUUGACUUUUGGAAGUAUUUCAAGUAUACUAUGGCCCCAACCACGAUCGCCGUCAGUCCAGAGCAGCAUCGACUUCUUGGGCUCCGGGGCUCAGGGAUUCAAGCCUCUCCACCUCAGAAACUAGAGAAAAAAGAAGCUCCUGUCUCAGUCCAGUCAUCGCCCCUGCAGGGACAGAACGUACUCAGUUUUAGUCCUGCACGACCGUCGAGCACCAGCCCCAAGUUUUCCCCCAGCUGUGUCUCUGGGUUCAGUCCACCUCUGGGCAGCCCUUCUUCAGCAGGAGGACCCUUUUCACCCCCCAUGACAUUUGGCAAGGUGUUGAACUAUAGUCCAAGUUCUUCUCCGUACCCAAGCAACCUUGGGCCAGCAGAUGGCAGCAGCCUCCGUGCUCGUUACCGCACAUCCCCAUCUGUCUUUAAUUCACCCGGAGGCAAGGAGGACUGCAUCGAUGAUCUGAAGACUUUGGAGAAGUUUUUGCGCACUGAGGAGGAGAAAAGCCACCGCAGUCAAUUGGGAAGUCCAGAGUCAACAUCCCCAAGACACAGUCCGUCGUUCUGGAACUACAGUCGUUCGGUGGGGGAUUACGCACAGAGCCUGAGGAAGUUUCAGUACCAGCCUGCCUGUCGUUCACAGGCUCCAUCUGCCCAUAAAGAUGACACGGAGCUGGGGUCCAAACAAGCUGCUGAAGAAGUCUGGGCAAGAAUCACAACAAGUCGUGUGGUGACGGAUAGUAUUGACAGCUGGACUGCUAAACUGAGAAAUUGGAUAAAUGACACCAUUCUAGUUCAUCUGGUCAGAGAGAUGGACUCCGUCAACGGUCAGCUCAGGAGGAUAGGCUGCCCUGAGCUACAGAUCGGAGAGGCCAGUAUCAGUAGUCUCAAACAAGCUGCCGUGGUCAAAGCCUCUGCAAUUCCCACCCUCAAUGCCAUCGUACAGUAUCUGGACGUUACGCCAAACCAGGAGUAUCUUGUGGAGAGAAUCAAGGAACUAGCCCACAGUGGCUGCAUGAGCUCUUUCCGCUGGAACGGAGGAGGAGAUCUGAAAAACCGGAAAUGGGACACUGACCUUCCGACAGACUCUGCUAUCCUGAUGCAUGUGAUAUGCACAUACCUGGACUCACGGCUCCCUCCACAUCCUAAGUAUCCUGACGGAAAAACCUUUACGUCCCAGCAUUUUAUACAGACACCAGAUAAACCAGACAUGUCCAAUGAGAACCUGUUCUGCAUCCAUCAAAGUAGCACAAACCCUCCUCAUUAUCAGCUCGUCUACCAGGGACACGUCUACAGCUUGCCCAAGGGCAGAAAUAACUUGUUCCAUACCAUCCUCAUGUUCCUCUACAUUAUCAAAACCAAGGAGUCUGGUAUGCUGGGGAGAGUGAAUCUCGGUCUUUCGGGAGUGAAUGUACUCUGGAUCUUUGGGGAUUGAGAUGGUCAUGUUUGCUGCUAAGAGGAAAACACUGCACAAGCCUUGAGAUGCGAUAAAGACUUAUUUUUACCUUUACAUUCUUGUGAUGGAUGUUCUUGAGAUGCAUUGCACUCUCACAUUACUUGCAACCUUAAUGCAAAUACAGCACAGUAAGUCAUUUUAGCUGACAAAUCUUUUAAACUUCAACACUGAAAUAUUUAUAGCUUGAUACAGUCAAAAUAAGACCUUGUUCCACUGGAUUUUGUAUAAAUAUUUUUUGUAUUUCUUUCAUCACGUAAGAAAACAAUAUAGUUAUACGUGAAUGUAAAUUCUUUCAGGUUAGUCAGGGUGAGUGGACAGUGCAGGAGUUAGAUGAUUUUUAAAAAGCCGUUACUGGUUUUUCUUCACCUUUUCAUUUUUCUGUACGAAUGAACACCUGUUACACUUGCAAUGGCAUGCAACCAUGAACGAGCAUAAGCCAAAUUUACUUUUAAAAACAGUUUGGUGUAAGAAUGUUCAUUUAUAUGCUCUCAAUGAAGGGCUUUUCUUAUUUCUCCUCAUUAUUACCUUGACAAAAGUACAGAAGAUCCUGAUCUUCAGUGCCAAAUUACAUAAUCAACAAGAAGUGAUUGUUUGUAUUUUGUAUUGUGUCUGAAGUGAAACUUGAAAUUGAAAUUGAGCUUCCACUAUUGUCUUUGGUUUUCAAUUUAAUAAAAGCCCAACCAUUUUCACUCCAAA